Messenger RNA from Beauveria bassiana ARSEF 2860, 1389 nucleotides. RefSeq names its product MFS monocarboxylate transporter. The record is from RefSeq and is a predicted model, not a curated record. Gene Ontology annotation, molecular function: transmembrane transporter activity. The transcript is spliced from 6 exons. Gene Ontology annotation, biological process: transmembrane transport. Gene Ontology annotation, cellular component: fungal-type vacuole membrane. Bases 1 to 1389 code for a protein of 462 amino acids. Lineage: Eukaryota; Fungi; Ascomycota; Sordariomycetes; Hypocreales; Cordycipitaceae.
AUGUACCGCAUAAUCAAGCUGGCAGCUGCCGUACCGAGUAUACGCCCAGGUCAGAAAGGAUCUGCUCAUAUGGGCCAAAUCGAACCUCAUGUCGCCUCCAGCGGCUCUGAACACACAUUUCGAGCAUGGCUGACGGUAAUGGGAGCCUUCUUCACGUUCUUCUGCAGUGUUGGAUUUCUCAAUGCAUUUGGUGUUUUCCAGGACUACUACGAAUCACAUCAACUGAGCAACCACUCUAGCUUCGACAUCUCAUGGAUUGGUUCCUUUUCUACUUUUGCGCUCUUUUCUGGUGCUCCCAUCGCUGGUAUUCUGGUUGAUCGUGUUGGACCGACGGUACUACUCAUAUUCGGCAGCGUGGCAAUGCUUCUGGCCGUCUUCAUGACUUCGCUUUGCCAGCAGUAUUAUCAAUUCUUUCUCGCGCAGGCCGUCCUUCUCGGCGCCAGUAUGUCUUGCCUCUUCUGUCCGGCGAUCGCGACCGUCUCUCGGUAUUUUCAGAAGAACAAAGGGCUAGCCAUGGGGGUAACGGUGGGAGGAUCAUCUGCAGGGGGUGUAAUAUGGCCGAUUGUGCUGAAUGAGCUCCUCAAUAAAGAUGGAGUGAGCUUCGGCUGGACGAUUCGCGUCGUCGGGUUUAUCAUGCUUCCACUCCUCGUUCUCACGCUCUUCACCGUCACCCCACCAGCGAAAAAAGCCAGCGAUGAUCACCGUCAUCGUAUGUUGACCGAGGAAGAGCAAAGGAAUGAAACAGACGAUGGACAUGGAAGUGAAAAGAUCUCGAAAAUGGAAGCCAAGGCACACAAACAGGGUCUCAUUGCGCUUCUGAAAAACGCCAACUUCCUGCUGCUCUGCUCAGGGCUUGCCAUUUCCUAUCUGGGCAUGUUCAGUCCAUUUUUCUAUGCAACCUCCUAUGCUCGGAGUCUGGGGCAUUCCACAAGCUUCGCGUUUUACCUGGUAUCUAUCGUCAAUGGCGCAUCUCUCUUUGGCAGAAUUCUGCCGGGGAUGCUGGCAGAUCGCUAUGGGCAUUUCAAUCUCUGCGGUGCAGCAGCGCUGCUAUCCGGUGCGAUUGCGCUUUGCUGGACCGCAGCAAAGAGCUCCGGGGGGCUUGUUGUAUGGUGUCUAGCAUAUGGACUUACGUCUGGUGCUAUCAUGAGUCUGCAGUCCGCUUGUGCAGCUCAUCUGGCACCUCACGAGCUUCAAGGCACAGCAGUAGGGUUUCUCAUGGGAUCAGUUGCUUUGACAGCUUUGUUCGGUACCCCGAUUAGUGGCCAGUUGGUCGGGUCUUACGGAUAUCUUGCCUUGUCACUGUUUGCCGGGGCAUCCCUUGUUGUUGGCGGCCUUCUGAUCUUUAUGGCGCGAUUCAAAAUGGAGAGCAAAGUAUUUGCACGGCAAUGA